AUGAAGGAAGAAAUUGAUAUGUUGAAGAGCAAUAUUAAAGGCGUGGAAAAAAGUGUAGAUGAAAUAUGGGCGACCAUUGAAGAUAUGAAAGAGGCAACCAAAGCUCUGAAAGACUCUAAACCGGUACAGGAGGACGAGAUGCAAGAACUGCGAGCGCUUCUUACAAAAACCAAAGGUGAGCUAAAGGAGGAAAGAGACAAAGCUAUAGAGCUGGAAGAUUAUACUCGGCGCGAGAAUCUAAAAUUUGACAAUAUCCCAGAAUCAGAAGAAGAAGGUGUUAACCACUCGCCGAAACAAGUUAUUCUCAGCAUUUUGCAAAAGGAGUUGCAAAUGGACACUGCACGAAUUCGAUUUCACGCAGUGCAUCGAAUUGGCAAGCGAAAAGAAAACAAACACAGACCGAUCAUUGCUCGCUUCGUUUGCCGAGAAGACAGAGACCAGGUUUUUGCCAGGAAGAAGGGAAUUAAAGAGAGCACAAGGUUCAAGGACGCUUACAUAACCGCGGAUUAUGCAAAAGCUAUACAAGAUGAAUGA
Molecule: messenger RNA, 534 nt
Organism: Porites lobata
Lineage: Eukaryota; Metazoa; Cnidaria; Anthozoa; Scleractinia; Poritidae
Source: the annotation of a GenBank genome assembly